UCUGUCUAUAAGACAAUGGCAGCAGUAGCUGCAAUCAUCCCCCUGUGCACCAUGAAGGGGUCAUACUUCCUGCUACUGCUCCCUGCAGCGGUGCUGCUUGGUGGCGCUGCCCCAGCCAUUGAGACGGUACCAUGCACCCAGGAAGGUGCUGCUGCAGCGGCUCAACUAGCAAUACGAGACAUCAAUCAAAACCAUCGUCAUGGCUACAAGUUCCGACUCAAAGAGAUGAAGGGCAGCAACAUGGAAAAGGUUGGUGAGGGCUGUGACUUUGAGUUGCAGUUGGAACUUCUAGAGACAAAGUGCCAUGUUGUGAAUCCCAAAGACUUUGAAAACUGUCCUUUCCGUGGAGAAGCUCUUCGGGAGGUGAAAGCCAACUGUACCGUCUCAGUUACUGCCAAGGAUGGAGAUGCCAAUGUCACCAAGUAUGAAUGCGAAACACGACAAGUGAAAACCAAUACAGAGAUGGUUCAGAUCUGUCCUGAUUGUGUUACAUUGCUCCCUCUUAAUAACACGGAGGGUCUCAAGUGUGUUGUUGAAGCUGUGAAGAAGUUCAACACGAACACCACCAACAAACGCUACUACAUCCUGAAAGAAGUUGGACGGAUAAGCACUGGGUUCAUGAUGACUAAAGGGAUGAACUACUACACUGAGUUUGCCCUUGUAGAGACUCAAUGUCCAAUGGGAUCCAGGAUUGUUCCUGAGGCUUGUAUCCCUCUCUGCCCUGACAGAGCUCAUCACGCAUUCUGCACUUCAUCCUGUUCCAGCACAGAUGGACUGGAGUCCACUGAGUGUGAAUUUUAUCCACCAUUGAACACAACUGAACUUGCACCUGGUGAACAGGAGCCCAUGUGUAGACACCAUCACCGUCAUCACCAUCAUAGACCCCCACAUGGGCAUGGACCCCCACCCCAUGCUCAUAAUCACAGUCAUGGACCCCCACCCCAUGCUCAUAAUCACGGUCAUGGACCCCCACCCAAAGAUCGUGAUCAUGAACAUGAUGGGUCUCCAUUGCAAGAUCAGGAUCAUGGACAUAGGCCUCCAUCCAGAGAUCAAGAGCAUGGACAUGGGCCUCCAUCCAGAGAUCGAGAGCAUGGACAUGGGCCUCCAUCCAGAGAUCGGAAGCAUGGACAUGGGCCUCCAUCCCAAGAUCAGGUUCACGGACAUGGGCCUCAAUCCAAAGAUCGGGAUUGUACACAUGGGCCCCCAUCCAAAGAUUGGAAACCUGAAUAUGGACAUGGGCCACAAAUACCUUGCAGCCACAGACCCCACUUUGUUCGUCCCUGCCAUGGAUUCCUGAGCUACAUUGACCCAGCUCUUCACCCCAUAUGUCCUUUUCGUGAACACCACAAACAAAAACUAAGUCAGUCAUGAGUUCCACAAACUGUAAUUUAAGUGAACCAUUACUAUUUGGUUUUCCUCUAAAGCUUCUGCAGCAAUAAAAGCCUACUUACUGCUGAAUUAAAAAUAAAUUGAAGGCGUUGCUCUGUCAUAAAA
Messenger RNA from Betta splendens (Siamese fighting fish), 1494 nucleotides. RefSeq names its product alpha-2-HS-glycoprotein 1 (gene ahsgb). The record is from RefSeq and is a predicted model, not a curated record. Gene Ontology annotation, biological process: negative regulation of endopeptidase activity. The coding region runs from base 16 to 1371 and encodes 451 amino acids. Gene Ontology annotation, molecular function: cysteine-type endopeptidase inhibitor activity. Lineage: Eukaryota; Metazoa; Chordata; Actinopteri; Anabantiformes; Osphronemidae. Gene Ontology annotation, cellular component: extracellular region. The transcript has 7 exons.